AGCCAUGAUGCGGCCAACACACCUCAGUACGGUAUAGGCCCAGUGAUUGUGAACAUUGCCAGGAGUGAGCUUCAGCGAACGUAGCAGCUGAGGAAGAAACAGCAGCAACAAGAAACUCGACGCGCGUCGCUCAGCCUGUGAUGAUGCAAACGCUUGUAGAGAUUACGAUUGUGGUGCUAUUACUUCUGCAAACACUAUCGGGUGCUAGUGCCGUUCCGGAAGAGGCGCUUCUUCUUCCUGUGGGCGAAAGAGUGAGCCGAAAUGUGGUUUGUGAGAAGGUUGGACGUAUCCCGGACUAUGAGAGUACCGACUGCAAGACGUACUAUGUGUGCACACCGAACACGCAAGGCGUACUGAUAUCCAUCCUGUCUCAGUGUCCAACGUCCACGUUGUUCUCGUUCGAGCAGCUAAAGUGCGUCUCGUCGGCGGAAUACAGCUGCCCGAUAACGACCAUCGAAGUGGAGCAGACUACAACGACGAUACCGUCUUCGACGACGACAACGACAACGACGACGAAAACACCUGAGCCUGCUUUCAUCUGUCCGGCAGCAGGUCGUUUUGCAAAUCCGCAAUCGUUCGAUUGCGGUUCGUACUAUCUGUGCACACGGAAUACCGACGGAUCGCUGAUCGCGGUGGUAGUUACCUGCCCCGGAACGAGCGUAUUUGAUCCGGACCUGGCAUCGUGCGUACUGGCGCCCCAUUUUUGUGCCCAGACAACGGUGCCUACGACGGAGGCGACAACCGUGACGCCUGGUAGUACGGUGAGCGACGGAUUUGUGUGUCCGGAUGAGGGACGAUAUGCAGACACCGAAUCUUCCGAUUGCAGCAGAUACUAUCUGUGUUUGAAGUCCGGCGGUACUAUCGUACCUAACCCAGCCGUAUGCCCGCUGUCGACUAUCUUCUCUCCGAUAGUGUCACAAUGUGUUGACAAAUCGACGUACGUAUGCUCCAAGCAGACACCGGCACCAACAACCACGCCGACAAUUCCAACUACUACAACGUCCAAACCGGAAGUUACGACUGAAGUCACUACUCCGCCAACUGAGCCGCAAACCAUUACGGUAGUAAUUCCAACAACUCCAACACCCAGACCGGUAACUACGACGGCAGCACCUACGCAGCCAACCAUCCCGAUAGAGACUCCAACAACUACAACUUCUAGACCGGAAGUUACGACUGAAGUCACUACUCCGCCAACUGAGCCACAAACGAUCACGGUAGUGAUUCCAACAACUCCAACACCCAGACCGGUAACUACGACUGCAGCACCUACGCAACCAACCAUUCCGAUAGAGAUUCCAACUACUACAACGUCCAAACCGGAAGUUACGACUGAAGUCACUACUCCGCUAACUGAGCCACAAACCAUUACGGUAGUAAUUCCAACAACUCCAACUCCCAGACCGGUAACUACGACAGAAGUACCUACGCAACCAACCAUUCCGAUAGAGAUUCCAACAACUACAACUUCUAGACCGGUAGUUACGACCGAAGGCACUACUCCGCCAACUGAACCGCAAACCAUUACGGUAGUAAUUCCAACAACUCCAACACCCAGACCGGUAACUACGACAGAAGUACCUACGCAACCAACCAUUCCGAUAGAGAUUCCAACAACUACAACUUCUAGACCGGAAGUUACGACUGAAGUCACUACUCCGCCAACUGAACCGCAAACCAUUACGGUAGUGAUUCCAACAACUCCAACUCCCAGACCGGUAACUACGACAGAAGUACCUACGCAACCAACCAUUCCGAUAGAGAUUCCAACAACUACAACUUCUAGACCGGUAGUUACGACCGAAGGCACUACUCCGCCAACUGAACCGCAAACCAUUACGGUAGUAAUUCCAACAACUCCAACACCCAGACCGGUAACUACGACAGAAGUGACUACGCAACCAACCAUUCCGAUAGAGAUUCCAACAACUACAACGUCCAAACCGGAAGUUACGACUGAAGUCACUACUCCGCCAACUGAACCGCAAACCAUUACGGUAGUGAUUCCAACAACUCCAACACCCAGACCGGUAACUACGACAGAAGUACCUACCCAACCAACCAUUCCGAUAGAGAUUCCAACAACUACAACUUCUAGACCGGAAGUUACGACCGAAGUGACUACUCUGUCAACUGAGUCACAGACUAUUACGGUAGUGAUUCCAACAACUACAACUGCUACUGAAGUCACUACAACGACAGAAGGAGAAGUGACCAGCACGACUAGUGUCGACGUGACGACAUCUGAAAUCGAUACAACGCCUGAGACGACAUCUGCGUCGACCGUCGAAGCUACUUCCCCGGAAACGACGACCACGGAUGCCGCAACCACCGAGAUUACAGAACAACCGACAGAAACUGAGCCAACAUUGACGACUGCAGCUUCUAGUGAAACAACUGUUACAGAUACCUUUGAAACUACUACGGAGUUCCCAAAUUCUACAACUGAGCAAACAGAAGAAGUUACAUCUACGGAUACUCCAGCAACCACCGACGUAGAAUCGACGACUGAGUCGGAGACAACUUCUGAGGAGCCGACUACAACCACAGAACCUGCCAACACCGUUCCGUCUACGACGACGGACGCAUCACCAGACAGCUUCAUCUGUCCAGCCGAAGGCAGAUAUCCCGAUCCGAACGCAAUAGCGUGUGAGUCGUACAUCCUCUGCAUCAUCAACACGCUUGGGGCGCUGUCACCACUAACGUUCCAGUGCCCUCCGACCACAAUCUUCUCGCUCCUAAUGAAGAUGUGCGUACCGGCCACCACAUACAACUGUGGCACGACGCCAACCGAUUCAACACCACCUGCCGCUACGUCGACUGUGCCAACUACGACGGAAUCGGGAACAUUUGUAACACCGAAACCGUUUGUCUGCCCAGCACCGGGCCGGUAUAUCGAUCCGGAGUCAAUCUACUGCAAAUCCUACUACCUGUGUUUCUACAAUGCUUUCGGUGUUCUCGAUGCGGUCGAGCUAAGUUGCCCAGCAGGGUCCAUCUUUGCCAGCGAGGUCGCUAGAUGUGAACCGGAAACCGAAUAUAAGUGUGUAACUAGCCCAACUACCACUACCACCGAGACUUCUAUUUCGGUAACCACCAUCACGACUACGACAACUGUGACUCCUAGUCCGACUACGACCAAGGGACCGUUCCAAUGUACCGAAUCGGGUAGGUUCGUUAACCCGGAUAGCACGGAUUGUACGAACUACAAGUAUUGCAUCUCCGUGGAAGGUGGCUUCGCUCAAUACACCUUCACUUGUCCUAGCGACGCGCGGUUCGAUCCCGAGGCCCGGGUCUGCUCGAAUUCUUACGUGUGUCCUAGUGAUAGGAAACCAUUCGUGUGUACCGAACCAGGUAAAUUCGUCAACCAAGACAGAAACGACUGUAAGAGCUAUAAGUACUGCAUUGCCAUGGUGGAUGGUUUCACUCAAUACACCUUCAGCUGUCCAAACGGUUCGCUGUUCGAUCCAAAUACUCGGCUCUGCUCGCCUACUUACGUAUGUCCCCUGAUGUGAUCUGUACACCUGGGACAAAUUGAGCCGCCUUUAUGUAGUUUUUCUGAGCGAUGUGUUCCUGCAAGGUGUCCAUUGGUUUCAUUGUAUUAGGCACUAUUCCUACAAUUCGGACUAUUGGAAAAGGAGAAUGUGAUUAAACUAUGGCGUCACAUCCAUCAAAGCUAAACAUAGUAUAUGACUGUAAUAUGUAAUAAAAUAACCUUGAAGCUUAUCGGUUACCCUAACCCCAUCCGUACCUCUCUAUCAAAUAAU
Anopheles darlingi is the source of this 3764-nucleotide messenger RNA. RefSeq names its product mucin-2-like. Bases 141 to 3512 code for a protein of 1123 amino acids. NCBI's taxonomy places the organism in Eukaryota, Metazoa, Arthropoda, Insecta, Diptera, Culicidae. Gene Ontology annotation, cellular component: extracellular region. Gene Ontology annotation, molecular function: chitin binding. The transcript has a single exon. The record is from RefSeq and is a predicted model, not a curated record.